AUGAAUCCCAAGGAGAAUGCUAGUGCAGUAACUUUGAGAAGCAGGAAUCAAUAUGAUCCACCUAGUCCUCCAAUGCCUAGUAAAUUGUCAUCCAAGCCACAAGUUGAUUGCUCGGUUGAUGAAGAUGUGCCUCCAAACCCAACCAACCCUACACAACCAACCCCAAAGCCUACUUUUAUCACCCCACCUCCUUUCCCAAGCAGACUGAAGAAGACUAAAAACGAAGAGGUUGAUAAGGAAAUUCUUGAUACAUUUCGCAAGGUAGAAGUGAAUAUUCCUUUUCUUGACGCUAUAAAACAAGUUUCGCACUAUGAUAAGUUUUUGAAAGAAUUUUUCACUAAUAAGCGUAAGUUGAGGGGUAAUGAAAAAGUUAGUGCGGGGGAGAAUGUUUUUGAGGUUCUUCAAAAGAAGCUUCCACCAAAGUGUAAGGAUCCUGGUACUUUUACUAUCCCUUGCACUAUUGGAAAUAAAAGAAUUGAGCAUUGUAUGUUGGAUUUGGGAGCCUCUAUAAAUGUCAUGCCAUUCUCCAUUUAUGCUUCAUUGAAUCUCGGUCCACUUGAAGAAACAGAGGUGAUAAUUCAACUUGCUGAUAGGUCGAAUGCUUCUCCCAGAGAUUUCUAUGUUCUUGAUAUGGAAGAUGAAUCCAUUCCAUGCUCCACUCCAAUUUUGUUUGGAAGACCAUUCAUGAAAACUGCAAGAACCAAGAUUUAUUUGUCUGACGGUACAAUGACCAUGGAAUUUGAUGGGGAGACAAUUCGAUUCAAUAUUUUUGAGGCUAUGAUGUGUCCAAGUGAUGUACAUGUUGUUUGCUCUCUUGAUGUGUUGGAUAUCCUUUCUCAAUGA
This is a messenger RNA of Humulus lupulus (European hop), 843 nucleotides long. RefSeq lists its product as uncharacterized. The coding region runs from base 1 to 843 and encodes 280 amino acids. The transcript has 2 exons. NCBI's taxonomy places the organism in Eukaryota, Viridiplantae, Streptophyta, Magnoliopsida, Rosales, Cannabaceae. The record is from RefSeq and is a predicted model, not a curated record.